Molecule: messenger RNA, 2220 nt
Organism: Pristis pectinata (smalltooth sawfish)
Lineage: Eukaryota; Metazoa; Chordata; Chondrichthyes; Rhinopristiformes; Pristidae
Gene: atp6ap2
Product: ATPase H+ transporting accessory protein 2
Exons: 9
Coding region: 45-1133 (362 amino acids)
Biological process (GO): positive regulation of Wnt signaling pathway
Cellular component (GO): external side of plasma membrane; membrane
Molecular function (GO): signaling receptor activity
Source: RefSeq, a predicted model, not a curated record
CUUCUCCAUCGUGCGUCCUAUCCAGAAGGCAGUGCGGUGGUAAGAUGGCGCUGGGAUCUGUGGGUUUCAGAGGUUGUGCCGGGGUUUGUCAGCUGUUCCUCAUCACUACAGCCCUGACAACUGGAGUCUUUGGUGAUGAAUUCAGCAUAUUGAGGGCAUCACAGUCUGUCCACUUCCAAAAUGCAGGGCCUCUGCCUGGAGGCCGUAUUCCAGAUGUUGUGUCUUUGUCAAUGGGGUUUUCAGUUGAGGAGGAUCUUCCAUGGCCUGGACUUGCUAUUGGCAGUUUGUUUCACCGACCACGUGCCAACUUUCUGGUAAUUGUGAGGGGAAUAGAACAGCUGGUUCUUCCUAAGAGUGGAAUUUCAUACAUUGUUGAAAAUCCUGUCCCUUUCACUUUGGACAGUGUUUCAAAUUCUAUCCACUCAAUGUUCUCUGAAGAAACACCAGUGAUUCUACAGCUGACCCCCAGUGAAGAGAGACUAUACAUGGUCGGGAAGGCAAACAGCAUUUUUGAAGAUCUUCCUGUGACAUUACGACAGAUGAGAAACCGUUUGUACCAGGAUAACUCUGUUUUGAGCUUGCUUCCUUCUAAUUCUCUGAAUAAAAAUAACGAGGUUGAUCUUCUGUUCCUUUCAGAACUACAAGUUCUUCAUGAUAUUUCUGCGUUGCUAUCUGUUCACAAACAUUUGGCAAAAGACCGUUCACCUGACCUUUAUUCACUGGAGCUGGCAGGUCUGGAAGAGAUCAUAAAACAUUAUGGGCAGGACUCCCAGCAGUUUCGUGAUGCUGCAAAAAUCCUGGCUUCAGUUAUCCAGAAGUUUGCAGAUGAUGUAUUUUCCAUUUAUAAUGAAAAUGCUUUGAUUGAGUUACUGACUGUGAAGAUGUUUGAAGCUCCUCUGAUAAGAAAAACUCGCUCUAUCCUAGAGUCUCCAUCCAUAAGCAACCCAGGCAGUCCCUAUGGUUUGGCCUACCAAUAUAACUAUAACUAUGCUGUUGUGUUCAAUAUUGUCCUCUGGUUGAUGAUAGGCCUUGCUUUAUCUGUGAUCGUCAUUGCCUACAACCUGUGGAACAUGGAUCCUGGUUAUGACAGUAUUAUCUAUAGAAUGACUAGUCAGCGAAUUAAAAUGGAAUAAGCUGUUUGCUUCGCAAAGUCCAAAAAGCCCAAUGAGUGAAAAUGUAAAUUUCUAAAAUUCUGGAAAAAUUUGUAGCGCCAACACAAUUAGGUUGUUCUUUCUUGGAGAGUAUUCCUUCACACUGAGUAAUGUGGUGGAUUUCUUUUUUUAACAAUUGCAAUAUGUAAAAUACUUGUACCUUGUUAAAAUAUCAUUUGAUUAUCAUGGUGUCUGUCAUUUGCAGUUCUAAUUGAUGAAAUCACAUGGUCAUGAAUGAUUUUCAUUGUUUUUGCAUUGUGAUAAUUUAAGUAAAAUACUGGGAUGGAAGUUGGGAGUAGUGGGAAGGAGGGAGAAAGAAAAAGAUAUGCAAGGGUAGGGAGUAAAAUUAAGAAAGAUUAGAUUAUGGAUGCCUUCACUGAACCAGAAUUACUGCAGAAGAUGGUUGAAGUUGAUUACACCUGAUGUUCAGUGUAACCAAGAAAAAUUAGUUGCACGGAAUUUCAGCUAAAUGUAUUCAGAACAUUGAAAUUCAGCAUACUAAACCUGAUUUAAGAAUUGGCAUGUAACCCAUAUGAUUCUGCAAUUUUCAUAGAUUUUAUCAUAAUUUAGUUCAGUAUCUUCUCAACUUCAUUUAAUGAGCUGGUCCAAUUUUACCUUUAUAGUUAGUUACUCUGUUCAAAUACACUUUAUUCUGUAGUUGUGAGCCAAGAGAUUAACUUCUGCUUCAUCAUUAAAUGGGAUAAAAGUCUUUAAUUUCCAUCAUCUCAAAUUUGCAAUCAAAUUUGUGUGCAAAUAUUGUCUGUGUUUUUCUGCCUUUGUAAAUAGCCAUUGCAUUCUAUUUGAUUUGGUUUGUCACUUUCACUGUAAUGGAUACAUUUGCCAGUUAUGGCCAGGAAUGCACUGCAAAACUUUAUUUUCGUAGCUUGUGAAUGUGUAAACUAUGAUACCAGAGUCCUGAAUGGUGGUCAAUUAUUUUUGUGUGGUCCAACUGCAAUUGUUAGCAUUUUGUAUUCCAAUGAUUAAAAGCUGUUAUGUACAAGUGAUUGAUCCUGCUAUUUAUGAAUGCCUGUUAUGCAAUGUUAAUAAAGAAUUUUCUGUGUGAACUUGA